This is a messenger RNA of Arachis duranensis, 2021 nucleotides long. RefSeq names its product heat shock 70 kDa protein 8-like. The coding region runs from base 173 to 1891 and encodes 572 amino acids. Gene Ontology annotation, biological process: protein refolding; cellular response to unfolded protein. Gene Ontology annotation, molecular function: ATP hydrolysis activity; ATP binding; heat shock protein binding. The record is from RefSeq and is a predicted model, not a curated record. The transcript has 2 exons. Lineage: Eukaryota; Viridiplantae; Streptophyta; Magnoliopsida; Fabales; Fabaceae. Gene Ontology annotation, cellular component: cytoplasm.
AGUUGAGUUGAGUUGAGUUUGUGAUGUUUCUCUAUGAAGCUCUAGAACUCGACAACAUUUGUAGUUGUGCGUGUGUUUUUCAUAGUGAAGUUGGUUUUCGUACGCUGAACUCCAUCCCUCUGCAAUUCGAUCGCUGCAUUAAGAAACUUUUUCUCAAUCAGUGAAAUGAAGGAUGGCAGAACCUGCAUAUACUGUGGCAUCUGAUUCUGAGACCACAGGAGAGGAAAAGUCAUCUUCAACUUUUCCUGAAAUUGCCAUUGGAAUUGAUAUUGGCACAUCUCAAUGCAGCAUUGCUGUGUGGAAUGGUUCCCAAGUGGAGCUUUUGAAGAACACAAGAAAUGAGAAGAUAAUGAAGUCCUAUGUCACUUUCAGAGAUGAUCUACCUUCUGCUGGAGUUAGCAAUAACCUUUCACAUGAGCAUGAAAUGUUAUCUGGAUCUGCAAUCUUCAACAUUAAACGAUUAAUUGGCAGAACUGAUGCUGAUCCAAUCAUCCAUUCCUGUAAAAAUCUCCCAUUUCUGGUUCAGACAUUGGAAAUUGGUGUCCGCCCAUUUAUCGCUGCCUUGGUGAACAAUAUGUGGAGAUCCACCACUCCUGAAGAAGUGUUGGCAAUAUUUCUGGUGGAGUUAAGAGCAAUGGCUGAAGCUCAAUUGAAAUGUCCAAUAAGAAAUGUAGUGAUUACAGUUCCAGUUUCAUUCAGUCGGUUCCAGCUAACCCGGGUUGAACGUGCUUGUGCCAUGGCCGGCCUUCAUGUCCUCAGGCUGAUGCCUGAACCAACAGCUGUGGCUUUGUUAUAUGCACAACAGCAGCAGCAGACAUCUAAUGAGAAUAUGGGCAGUGGUGGUGAGAAAAUCGCCCUCGUUUUCAAUAUGGGUGCUGGUUAUUGUGAUGUCGCCGUGACUGCUACAGCCGGAGGAGUUUCACAGAUAAAAUCCUUGGCAGGAAGUACCAUCGGUGGGGAAGACUUACUUCAGAAUGUGAUGCGCCAUCUCUUGCCAGAUUCUGAAAGCUUAUUUAGGAGUCACAGUGUCAAAGAAAUCAAGACGAUUGGCUUGCUUCGACUUGCAACUCAGGAUGCAAUUCAUAGGCUUUCUUCUCAGUCCAAUGUCCAGGUUGAUAUAGACUUGGGAGAUGGACUGAGGAUAUGCAAGGUUAUUGACCAGGAAGAGUUUGAGGAAGUAAACAGAACAAUAUUUGAGGAGUGUGAAAGCCUUAUUAUCCGGUGCUUGCAAGAUGCGAAGGCAGAAGUUGAGGAUGUAAAUGAUGUGAUAAUUGUUGGUGGAUGCUCUCAUAUUCCAAAGGUGAAGAAUCUUGUUAGUAGCAUAUUCAAAGGGAAGGAACUUUAUAAAGGGAUGAAUCUCUUGGAAGCUGCCGUCUGUGGCGCAGCAGUGGAAGGAGCUAUUGCUUCGGGUAUCAGUGAUCCCUUUGGGAACUUGGACUUGUUAACCAUCCAAUCAACGCCUCUUGCUAUUGGGAUUCGAGCUGAUGGAGGCAAUUUCGUCCCUGUAAUACCUAGGAAUACUGCAACCCCUGUGAAGAAGGAGCUAGUAUUUACCACUCUUCAUGAUAAUCAAACCGGGGCAUUGAUUAUUGUAUAUGAAGGUGAAGGAAAGAAGGCAGAAGAGAAUCACUUGCUGGGAUAUUUUAGGAUAAUGGGAAUACCUUCAGCACCAAAAGGCAUUCCAAAAAUUAAUUUGUGCAUGGACAUAGAUGCUGCAAACAUGUUGCGAGUUUUAGCUGGUGUUGUGAUGCCUGGAUCACGACAUCCUGCAAUUCCUGUCAUGGAAGUGAGGAUGCCAAUGGUUGAUGAUGGGCAUGGUUGGUGUGCUGAGGCUCUAAAUAGAACCUAUGGUUCUACACUGGAUUUGGUAACUGUACAUACAAAGGGAUAGGGAAUAGUGAUGUUUAGCAUCAUUGUAACUCUUUUGGUGCUAUGUUUUAUUGUGUUUCUGAAUACUUGAUACACGUGCAAUUGAAAUGUAGCUCAAACAAUAUGAAAGGUAAUUGUAGAAUUCAGUUAAA